Messenger RNA from Lactuca sativa (garden lettuce), 1378 nucleotides. RefSeq lists its product as uncharacterized. Lineage: Eukaryota; Viridiplantae; Streptophyta; Magnoliopsida; Asterales; Asteraceae. The record is from RefSeq and is a predicted model, not a curated record. Gene Ontology annotation, biological process: defense response.
UUAUCUAAAAGAGGCCGCUUUUUCUAAAUAUUUCUCACCUGCCUCCUUCAAACUUAUCCUAUUUCAUUAUUCACCCUCCAAGAAACCAUAGACCAAAAGCAUAGACAUAACACAUCUCUCCGAUCUCAGUCUUCGCCAUCACUCAACCCAACCAUGGCAACCACAACCUCCCACCGACCACCUCCAAAACCACUCGAUCUCGAAAUCACAAUCGUAUCCGCGAAACACCUCAAGAACGUCAACUGGAGAAACGGAGAUCUAAACCCCUACGCCAUCUUCUGGCUCGACCCCGAUCGCCGCCUUGCCACAAAAUCCGAUGACUCCAACUCCACCAAACCUGUCUGGAACGAACGGUUCAUCAUCCCUCUCCCCUCCUCCCCGUCCACCGCCGUCCUAACUCUGGAGAUCUUCCACUCCAAACCUUCCGACACACCGAAACCCUUAGUUGGAACCCUACGCGUCCCAAUCGACGACUUACCUAAUCUCGAAGACUCCACCAUCAUCAGAACUUUCGAGCUCCGUCGUCCUUCUGGUCGUCCCAACGGUAAGAUCCGGCUGAAACUUGCUCUCCGUGAACGCCCUUUACCCGAUUACCAAAUUGCCCCUCAACCUGCAUAUUAUUAUUCCACUGCCCCUCCCCCCUCUUACGGUAGGUAUCCAUCUUCCCAGUCUCAAUACAAUCCUUCUCCUUCUCUCCCACCCCCACCGCCACCGCCAUCGGCGGUAGCUCCUCCGGCACCCUCACCACCGCCGCCACACCCAUACCACUACGGAUCGUAUUCGGAUCCAUAUUCUGGUUAUUAUCAGGGAGGAUACUACUCUCAACCACCGCCUCCGCAGACUCCACGACCAUUUAUUGAUAGGCCCUCCAGCUUCGGCGGUGGUAGCAGCGGGCCUAGCGCCCCAGUCGAUUAUGCUCAAUAUGAGCAGAAACAGAGGCCAGCGAAGGUAGCAUCGGGGCCAGGAUUUGGGACGGGAUUAGCUGUGGGAGCAGUGGCAGGGGGAUUAGGAGGACUUGCAAUUGAUGAGGGAUUGAGGUAUGAAGAGGAAAAGGUUGUGGAGAAAGCUGAGAGUGAUUUGAAUGCAAGGGAACUUGAUGAUUACAAUAACUAUCGGCGUGUUGAUUAUUGAUUUAGUCACCAGAGUGGUUUGGACUCUCGCUUAAAGCUUUAUCCAUUAAUGAGGUAAAUCUUCAGCUAUAUCAUUAUGGUUUUUAUGUUUGUGUAUAUGUAAUUGAAGUUAUUAGAAGUUGUGAAACAUGAGAAGCAAUUUGACAUCAUUUCUGGUUCAUAAAUCCACUUUGUUCCUCUUGAAGCAGGAUUGAUUUGUAAAUCUCUAUUUGUGCGUUCUUUAUGUGACCAGCUUUGUUGGUGAAUCA